This is a messenger RNA of Quercus robur (English oak), 330 nucleotides long. RefSeq names its product zinc finger AN1 domain-containing stress-associated protein 12-like. Gene Ontology annotation, cellular component: cytoplasm. NCBI's taxonomy places the organism in Eukaryota, Viridiplantae, Streptophyta, Magnoliopsida, Fagales, Fagaceae. The record is from RefSeq and is a predicted model, not a curated record. The coding region runs from base 1 to 330 and encodes 109 amino acids. The transcript has a single exon.
AUGUUGGAGAAUCAUGAGAAGUUUGGUAACUGUGACCCCAAGAAGAAGAAGAAACCAACGUGUCCUAUUAGGUGGUGCAAGGAGAUACUGCCCUUUUCGAAUACAAGUAUGUGCAAGACUUUCCAAUUGAUGGUGUGCUUGAAGCAUCGGUUCCUGGCUGACCACACAUGCAAAAAGGUGGCAGCGGCUACUGUGGUGGAGGGUAAGGGAAGAUGGAAUGAUAGGUUUUUGGCUGCUAUGGCUUCAAGGAAUGGAAGAGAUUGUGGCAGCAAGAGUGGACAUGGUUCUACAUCUACUCCCAGUACAUCUUCAUCUAUUAAAGCAUAUUGA